AUGGACGUACCCACAACUUUAUACCUACUCACAUUCGUCCUCUCGGUCGCAUUCAUCUAUUAUCUGAUCACCAAAGGAAUCCCCAGCCGGCUUAUUGCCAAUCAAGCGCCAACGUCGAGAUUCGAGCUCGUCCCAGUGGAUAACUAUACCUUACCGGCGCGUGCUAGUGGGAUCGAUAUCAUAUUUGUCCAUAGCCUCGGAUCCAACCCUAAUACCACAUGGCGAGCGAGAACAUCCAUAAACACUCCCGACCGGACCGAGCCGAGACAACCGAAUAAGAUCCGUAAAGAUGCACGUAUCUUCUUCUAUAACUAUGACUCAUAUUGGAAGAGGGAUGCGGUCUACACACGUCUUACCAGCGUUGGCAAUAGUCUCCUCGAGCAUAUUAACGGACAGAUUCACCAGUCUAAGGAUGAGCGGAGUCGACACUUGGUCUUUGUAGGACAUAGUUAUGGGGGUCUAGUGAUCAAAGAAGCGCUUAUUCAAGCUAAACGGAGAGACGACUUUAACCAUAUUAUGGAGCAAACAAAAGCGAUCUUCUUUCUGGGUACACCGCAUCGCGGGUCUAGCUUUGGCCCUUGGGGUUGGCUCGUGGCAUCUGCUUUACAACCUCUGGGAUCUAAUCCUCUGAUUCUUGCUAACCUAGAAUACGACUCUGUUUUCCUGAGCGAUCUUUACGAGAGUUUUAUAGCCAGCAUACACGAUGACUUAAAAGUGUGUGUCCCUGAGACAUCUGCUACAUAUGAUGGGAGAACGGAGGAGCUCAGAGAAAAGCUACAGAUACGACACGAUAAUGCUAGUAUUCCAUACGCGGUCACUCUUCAUGGAUUAGGUGGUGCUGGAAAAUCACAGUUAGCCCUGAAAUAUGCGGAAAGUCACACAGAUCGAUAUAAUCCAGUUCUUUGGAUUGACGCAAUAAGCGAGGAGACCGUCCGAUCAAGUUUUAUCAGAUGUGUAACAAAUCUUGGACUACCCGACGAAAAAGGCAACAACGAUAGCUUAUUGCUUAAGGAUGACCGGGUCAUUCAGAGUGUCCUUCAAUGGCUUCGUGACCGGAAUGAAAGAGAUGAUGAAUGGCUGGCCAUUAUCGAUAAUGCCGAUGACUUUACCUGGGGCAUCAAAAAGGUUAUGCCGAGGGGAACUCAGGGACGACUCAUUAUUACUAGCCGCGAUAGCUAA
Penicillium taxi is the source of this 1179-nucleotide messenger RNA. RefSeq lists its product as uncharacterized. The record is from RefSeq and is a predicted model, not a curated record. The transcript has 7 exons. Lineage: Eukaryota; Fungi; Ascomycota; Eurotiomycetes; Eurotiales; Aspergillaceae. Bases 1 to 1179 code for a protein of 392 amino acids.